AUGAACAUGACCAUAUACCUGGAACUGUACCUAAAGAACAAGAACCGAAAGCAAAGAAAUUAAUUAGUUUUCGCCAGCUCGUGAAAAUAUAUUGGAUAUCGAACAUUUAAAGGUCGAAGCAAGUUUCGAAUGCAUUGCGAAAGUUUUGUUGGUCUCCGCUUGACAGAUGGAGGAAAGUCUUUUUGGAUCAUCGCCGGUGGAUCUAUUUCCACGAGCCCUCCCUAAAAAACCUUCAGAGAAAUCUGGUCCAAGACAGCAAAGAAAGCUGUCUGUGAGAGAGAUAAAAAUCCAGCGAUCUGAAGAUGGCGUCAUGUACGCAGCACGUACGAGUCAUUCUCAUGCUAAGGCAUUAUGGAAGACAGCCUUCAGUUUAAUUUCUUCUCGUGGUGACCCAUGGGAAAAAUUUCACUUGCAAGAACUUCCAGAAGAAAUAGCAAAGCGUUAUCGUUACAACGCCAUUAAAGGCAAGUGGGUAGAAGACAUUGUACGCAUAAAAAUCGAGAAUACACCAUUUAAUCGAGGUGCUAUGAGAGAAUGUUUUCGUGCAAAGAAAUUGUCUAAUUUUUCACAUUGCUCUGAAUGGUCCCAUGCAUCCAAUCAUGUUGCUAAACGUUAUAUUGAUAAGGUUGACGCUCAUGUGUAUUUCGAUGAUGUUCGUUUACAAAUGGAUGCUAAACUUUGGGGUGAAGAGUUUAGUCGUCAACCAUCUGUACCAAAAAAGGUUGAUAUUGCACAAAUGUGCGUUUUGGAGUUUAUUGAUCGACCUGAGAAACCUUUAUAUCACUUGGAGCAUUUUAUCGAAGGAACUUAUCGAAAAUAUAAUUCAAAUUCAGGAUUUGUAGAUGAUUUAUCACGAAACACUCCUCAGGCUUUUAGUCAUUUCACAUUUGAACGUAGUGGUCAUCGUUUAAUUGUUGUUGAUAUACAAGGUGUUGGUAAUCUAUGGACUGAUCCACAAAUUCAUACAUUCAAUAGUAAAUCUUAUGGGGAUGGAAAUUUAGGUAUUCGUGGAAUGGCAUUAUUUUUCUAUACACAUCGAUGUAAUCCAUUAUGUUUAGCAUUAGCAUUAAGCGCAUUUGAUUUACCAAUGAAUGAUAAACUAUCUGUACCAUUUAGUCAAUUAUCUAUGAAAGAGAACGAUAAUCAAAUUGAAGAAGAUUCAAAUGCAAUCAGUAGUAAUAAUAAUAAUAAUAAUAUGGAAUUCAGUGGUACAAUAGCUAUUCCAGCUUCUCGUCGUAAUCGAUAUGGUGUUCGUCGUUUAAUUUCUGAAAAUUAUGAUUCAAAUAAUAUGACUACUGAAAUUAGCGGGGAUUUUGUAAAUCCAGUUGAUUUUACCGAAUCUCAUAGUGUACCAUCGCCUAAAUUACCAUUUCUACCUUUAACAUCUCCAGUGUUACAUCGAAAUGAUGAUUACAUGUCAAAUAAUGAUCAAAUAAUCAAUAAUCAUCAUCAUAAUACUACUACAAAUGGCAUUGUUACGCAUGAUAAAUACAAUAUCAAAUAUAAUUCUACUACUUCUACUACUUCUAAUAAUACUACUGAUAAUACUACUGAUAAUAAUAAUAACAAUGCAUAUACUCGUAAUAAUCAUUCCACAGAUGAUUUAAUAUUUGGUCCAAUGUCAUUGCAUAAUAAUUCAUAUGAUUCCGGUAUAAGUUUCAAUGAUUCAUCCUAUGGUGGUGGUAGUGGUGGUGCUGGUGGUACUAAUCAUGUAUUGAAAACACAACAAAGUAUGCUUAGUGAUACUGAUUGUAAUACAGAUUUAAAUCAGUCCAAUGAUGGUCAUUUGCAUUCUUCUUGUGAACAUUCACAACAACAUUGUAAAGUAGUAGUAGUAGAUCAAUUGAAUUCUCAAGUCAAUUCUAAUGAUAGUUCACAACAGCUUUGUAAAGUAAGUUCUUCUUUGUUUUAUAUUUUUCAAUUGUUUCUUGUCAUUUGUGGACAUCUAUUACUUUUAGUUGUAUUAGUAUUAUGA
Molecule: messenger RNA, 1975 nt
Organism: Schistosoma turkestanicum
Lineage: Eukaryota; Metazoa; Platyhelminthes; Trematoda; Strigeidida; Schistosomatidae
Source: the annotation of a GenBank genome assembly